UUGUCUCAUUUCAAUCUAUCUUGUCUCAUCUCCUUCCAUCUCGUCUCAUCUCCUCUAUCUCGUCUCAUCUCCUUCCAUCUCUUCUAUCUCGUCUCAUCUCCUUCCAUCUCUUCUAUCUCGUCUCAUCUCCUCUAUCUCGUCUCAUCUCCUUCCAUCUCUUCUAUCUCGUCUCAUCUCCUUCCAUCUCUUCUAUCUUGUCUCAUCUCCACCUCACCUCUUCGUAUACUACGUAUCUCCCUGUAUGUGCCCGUCCCAGUGUCAGGUGAGCGCGAGGGCUGCGCUGCGUCCCGUAUGUGGCGCUCGGCCUGCGGAGCCCUUGCGGCGCCCGCGGCUGAGGAGGCCUGGCAGCAGCUGGUGGACGCUUCACCCUCGGACGCUGUGUGGCAUUCACUGAGGAACUGUGUCGCUUAUCAGGCGGGUGUAUGGCAGAACCUCCUUGCCAAGGGUACAAUAGACGUGCAGUACCCGGCCGCCUUCAAGCUAGCGGUCGUGUUGAGACACACGCCGGCCGAGCUCACCGCGAGGCUCCUGGCUGAUCUGUUACAACUACACCCGCAGUCUCACGACCUCACGUCGUAUAUCCUGGCCUUGUUGACUGACGACGAGGCUUGGUGCGGCAGCUGUGGGGACUCGGGUGGACUACCAGAGCCAGUAGGUAAUGGCGCGUCUGUGCGCGACGUCCAGCUGUUCGGUGACUGCGAGCUGGCUGUACUAGCGGCGAGGAGGGAGGAGUAUGAAGCUCACGCUAAACUGGUCCGGGCUGAGUACGCUACACUCACACACAAGAACUAUGUGGAGCUGAGACUCAAGGUAUUGAACCAGCUCUCACAGAUACCGAAGCUGUACCACACCCCUGAGUUUGAAAAUCUUGAGCCGAUAGCUCGAGCGAAUAUAGAGAGGGAGAUUUCAACAUUGAGGGAGCAUCUGUUGACUGGGCAACAUGAGUAG
Molecule: messenger RNA, 948 nt
Organism: Danaus chrysippus (African queen)
Lineage: Eukaryota; Metazoa; Arthropoda; Insecta; Lepidoptera; Nymphalidae
Source: the annotation of a GenBank genome assembly